Molecule: messenger RNA, 2101 nt
Organism: Zingiber officinale
Lineage: Eukaryota; Viridiplantae; Streptophyta; Magnoliopsida; Zingiberales; Zingiberaceae
Product: WD repeat-containing protein 13-like
Exons: 14
Coding region: 351-1772 (473 amino acids)
Cellular component (GO): nucleus
Molecular function (GO): promoter-specific chromatin binding; protein binding
Source: RefSeq, a predicted model, not a curated record
AAUUGCAAAAGAAAUCCAUUUUCCUCUUCUUCCUCGGCCGAGAUCCGGAAAGGCUUGAGGCGGCGAACAUCUAUUCCGAUCUCCCUUCUGUUUCCAGUUGAUUCGACUAUUGCCGUGUUCUUCCCUUCCGCUAGCUGUGCACGCGGAAUCACCAUCCGCUGAUUGGCGUCCAUAGACAUCCGAUCCGACCCCAAAUUCGGUGGCGACGAUUUAUCUACUGCGGCAAACAAAGUUUCAAUCUCGUUGAACUAGUUGAAUCGGUUCCAGUAACUGGAGCUUGAUGUUUGCCGGAGUGUGAUCCAAGGAGGAACGCGAGCUUCGUUAAAGGCAUCUUGUUUGACGCGAGAGAUAUGCCGGAGGCAGGUGAAGAACUAGUGGAGCCUGACAAGGAGAAAGCAGAGCCGCGGCCUAAUCUUAAUCCCGAGUUUUUGAGCUGCAUUCUCCAGCCCCCGAUUACUCACCACAGCCCGAACUACACUGGAAUUCGUCGCCUCCUUAUCCACCGUAAAGCUGUCUCCUCGCCGGGUAUCGAUCGUCGGCAGGAGUGGAGAUGCAAUGGGAGAGGAUACGUCGCAUAUCGGAAUUUUAUUCGAAGGCCUAGGAAAUGGGAGAAUGUUGCCAGCCAGUCAAGCAGUGCUGGUAACAGUGGCCGUGGGGUUCCAUCAUCAGUUCCACAAUCUAUACUUUAUGACACAGACACUGGGGGUUCUAGCAGAGAUCUAAGAGGUUCCAACCUAUCUUUUGGCCACUAUAAUAGCCUUGAUUCAGACAGGCAGAUCCGGCAUGCUGAACCUGCAUAUUCAUUUGUUGGAAUGCACUGUAUCUUUGACAACUGUAGAGCUUCAGCUACAAUUGUAAAAUUUGGACACAUGAGUUCCAAUUUACUUGCAUAUGGUGCAUCGGAUGGAAGCUUGACAAUUUGUAACGCUUCUGAGCAACCAUCUCUAAGUCAUCAGUUGAAAGGACAUUCAAAAGCUAUCACAGAUUUUGAUUUUUCAUCCAACAAUCAGUACAUUGCUUCAUCUUCAAUGGAUAAAACUGUCCGCGUCUGGGAUGUAUCAAAAGGUCAUUGCAUGCGAAUAAUAUAUGGAGUUUCACCCCAACUAUGCAUUAGAUUUCAUCCGGUGAAUAACAACUUGCUUUCUGUUGGAAAUGGGAACAAAGAAAUCAACGAACUCAAUUUUAGCACAGGACAUGUUGUUACUAAACUUCUAUUUGAAAAUGAGAUUACAGCUAUGGACAAUGAUCACACUGGACAACAUCUCUUUGCUGGUGACGCUCAGGGAUGUAUAUACUCUGUUAAAGUCAACUCUCAUACAGGAGCAAUAUCUAGGUCUCAUAAGAAUCGAAGUAUCAGGAGUAAAUCUCCAAUUACAACUGUACAAUAUCGUACAUUCUCAUUUGUUGCACGAGGACCUGUACUUCUUGCCUGUGCCCGAGAUGGAAAUAUUUGUUUCUUCAGUGUCGCUCUGGAAGUUCAAGGAUAUUUAACUCUACUGUGUUCUCUCAAAUUAGCUCCAAGGUCGCAUAACAUUGGUGCUUCUUUCUGCCCUCUGCUUUCCCUCGGAAAGGGGGAGUUUGUAGUUUCGGGAAGUGAAGAUGCAAAUGUCUACUUCUAUGAUUUGACUCGGCCCAAGCAUGCAUGCGUUAACAAACUUCAGGGCCAUGGCUCCACAGUUAUUGGAGUUGCUUGGAAUCAUGGAGAGAACUUGUUGGCUUCAUCUGAUUCAGAUGGAACUGUGAUUGUUUGGAAGAGGGCGCAAAGUGGUUGAGCAUAACUGCAGCAGAACAGCGGGGGCCACUACAGCUUGAUGCUUUGGACACUACAGCCUAAUGCUCGACGGAGUUCAUUGAUCACAGAGGGUAAUACUUUUGUUGUACCAUUUUUUCCUUCUUUCUUGUAUGUCCUAGUUCUUUCUUACAUAUAUGUUUGGGUCGUGACAUUAAAGUCUACUCGCAUUAGAAGACUUAAUUGACCCAUUCUCUUGUUCAUAAUCGUUUUCUUGUAAUUAUCAUGUGGAAGUAUCAGUUUUCACCAAUUUGUACUGAAUAACCUGCAUCUUUUACAAAGCUGCAGUAAGAUGUGUCAGUGAUUUAUCAA